Physcomitrium patens is the source of this 746-nucleotide messenger RNA. Its product is annotated as large ribosomal subunit protein uL24z. Gene Ontology annotation, cellular component: large ribosomal subunit; ribosome. Gene Ontology annotation, biological process: translation. Gene Ontology annotation, molecular function: structural constituent of ribosome; RNA binding. Lineage: Eukaryota; Viridiplantae; Streptophyta; Bryopsida; Funariales; Funariaceae. The record is from RefSeq and is a predicted model, not a curated record.
UUAUAAUGGUUUCGGAGGUCGUCCCCGAAACCUAAAGCUGCCGCUGCUGUGAGUUUUUGAUCUUUUCCAGUACAGCCAAGGCCUGCAUCAGUGCUCGAGGAGGUCACCACGCUGCGUUCUCCGUAGGAGUCGCCAGCCACCAUGAAGUUCUCGCCCCGUGUGAGCAGCUCUAGGCGCAAGUCCCGAAAGGCACAUUUCAGUGCCCCUUCCAGCGAACGCCGCAUUCUUAUGAGUGCUGCCCUCUCAUCAGACCUCAAGAACAAGUACAAUGCGCGCUCUGUUCCUGUAAGGAAAGAUGAUGAAGUCAUGGUUGUGCGUGGCACAUACAAGGGCCGAGAAGGGAAGGUCGUCCAAGUUUACCGGCGCAAGUGGGUGAUUCAUGUGGAGCGCAUUACUCGUGAGAAGGUCAAUGGCGCAACUGUGAAUGUCGGCAUUGAUGCAUCGAAUGUAGUGAUUACGAAGCUCAAGCUAGACAAGGACCGCAAGGCUCUUCUUGAGAGGAAAGGCAAGGGUCGUGCUGGUGACAAGGGCAAGGGCAAGUUCACUGAUGCGGAUGUGUCUCCUCCUCUUCAGGAAGUUGAUUAGCUUAUAAAACUCUCCAAAUGAGUACAUUGUUUCAUAAGCAUGAAUUGCUUAAUAGCUUUUUAAUCAUGUAAAGCUCUGUCUAUUGUCAGUAUUGCAUUCAUCCUUCCAUCACGAAGGAAAUUAUUGCAAGGUUAUUGAAGUUUGAAAUUUGUUUGAGUUGA